CCCACUUUGGGAUUUCGAAUUUCGAGACAAAAAUACACCGAAGAAAGGAAAGAUUGAAAUGUUCUAACGCCUUACGUCCCUUAAUUUUCAGGCCUUUUUCUCAAACCUUCCAAACUAAACCACUUUCUUUAAAAUUCCUUACGGACGCAAUGACGAAAAUACUGGUUAAUUUAUAGGACAAAAACUAUCAAUUUAUUGCAUAAUUGCAUACACAUGGCACCUUUCUUUGUUUUAAUAUUCCUUAAAAAUAAAGCUAGGUCGCUGCCAAACUCGUCCCAGCGCCUUCGCCGUUCAGUAAAAAAAAGAGGCAAAAGGCGCUGGGGACGAUUUUGAGGUUGUUGCGUAGUUAGACCAAUUCCAAAUAUCUUUUUUUUUGUCAUUCUUAGUUUCGAUCGGAGGUUUUUGGAAAUCCUUUUUCUCCUAACCCUGAUCGUGCUUUAAUGUAGAAGAAUAAAUGCAACUCGAAAAACAAAAACAACAAUAACAACAACAACAACAUCAACAACAACAUCAAGAUCAUCAACAACAUCAACAAAAACAACACCAAAAACAACCGUGAAGCUGACUAUGCACAUAUUUUUAAUAUCUCGAAAGGAAAAAAAGAAGAGAAAAGUGACAGACCGGUUAUUUCGCUUGUAACGUCAUACACUAAAUCCGGAGUUCAUCUCCUUAAAAACGUGUCUAUUUUCACCACAGCUUCCACUAGCCUGUUUACGUAUAUCAUUUCAAUUGUUGACGAGCUAUUACUGCAAAAACCAAACUGCCGUUUGAAAACAAAAGAAAGAAAAAAAAUGCAUCGAAUGAAUAAAAAAAAGCCAAAAGAAAAACAAUUAUUAACCUUAAUACAAACAAGAACAAGAAACCUCUUCAGCUCCUUCAUAUAAAAAAAUUCUUCAUGUGUUUUGUCAUUUAACAAGAAUACAGUAAGAGAAACAACUUACAACAAUAAAGGCUAUAAAAUUGUAUCGCUACAGUGUUUGGAAGAUCGUUUUGUUUGGACAUUACCAACAACGAUGAUUCUAUUCCUUGCGCUGCUCAGUGCAGUUGCAUGCCAGCAGAUUUUACAACCAUCCUUCUUCGACAUAGCGAAGGGGAAAAAUAUCUCAGCCACAGCCACUUGUGGAGAAGAUUAUACUCCAAGAAAGGACGAUGAAAAAAAUGAAUUAUAUUGUACGCUGGCUGGAGUUCAGGGAAAAUUUGGAGUUGGUGGAUUAAGUUGUAGUUAUUGUAUUCCUGGUGACCUUGGAUCAAGUAUCGACGGGAAAGAUUCGAAGGAUCAUAACAUUCGAAAUGCUAAUGACGGUUCAAACAGAUGGUGGCAAUCUCCACCUUUAUCAAGAGGAUUGAAAUAUCGAGAAGUCAACAUUACCAUUGAUCUUGGACAGUCUUUUCAUGUGGCCUAUGUGAUUGUUAAAGCAGCAAAUUCACCAAGACCAGGAGUUUGGGCAUUAGAACGUUCUAAUGAUGGAGGAAAAACGUAUUCACCAUGGCAUUACUUUGCGCCAAGCUCUGCAGAAUGUAAACAAUAUUUUGGUGUUGAUUCAUAUCUACCAAUAGUACGAGAUAACACAGUUCUGUGUUCAACCGAAUAUUCACAAAUCCCACCAUUUCAAAAUGGAGAGAUUCACAUUUCUCUUAUUAAUGGACGUCCUGGGUCUUCCAAUUUUUCUUAUAGCACAACAUUACAGGAAUGGAUCAGUGCUACAAAUGUACGCCUUAGACUUAUAGACAUUAAAACUUUAUUGACUGAUUUACUUCCUCUUUCACUCGAUGAUCCAUCUGUGACAAGAAGGUAUUACUACUCCAUUAAAGAUAUCUCAAUUGGUGGUCGUUGUAUGUGUAAUGGCUUUGCAGACGAGUGUAAACCAUCAAGUACCGUUGGAAAAUAUGAGUGCAAUUGUCAAUACAAUACUGAGGGUCCAAGAUGUGAGAGAUGCAAGGAAGGAUAUGUUCAGAAAAGAUGGCGUCCUAGAACAAAAAUUGAUAGAUUUCAAUGCGAAAAAUGCAACUGUCAUGGACAUAGUGAUGAAUGUGAAUAUGAUGAUGAAAAGGAACAAAGAAAACUCAGCUUAGACAUUCAUGGAGUUUAUUCUGGUGGUGGUGCUUGUAAGAAUUGUCAACAUAACACUUAUGGAAUCAACUGUGAAAAAUGCAAACCGUUUUUCUAUCGACCUGCUGGUGUGAAAAUCACUGACGAAAAUGCUUGUCAAGCUUGCAACUGUAACACUACAUAUUCCUCCGGGUUAUGUGCAGACGAAACUGGCCAGUGUGGAUGUAAAAAAAGUUAUGUUGGAAGAUAUUGCAAUCAGUGCAGAAAGGGUUAUCACAUGUUUCCUAAUUGUAAACCUUGUGAUUGUGAAUUGAGUGGUUCUCAAGACGGUGAAUGCAUUCCUGAUCAAGAUCUUGGCUGCAGAUGUAAAGAAGGAUACACUGGGUUUUUGUGUAAUGAGUGCCGUCCUGGUUAUUUUGGAUAUCCCAAAUGUAGAGCUUGUCAGUGUGAAACACGAUCUGGUGCCAUUGAUAAUAACUGUAAUAGAUUGGAUGGAAAAUGCAGAUGUAAAAAUGGCUAUGAUGGAAGAACAUGUGACAAAUGCAAGAAUGGACAUUUUGAUUUCCCUUUAUGCAAAGGGUGUACCUGUGAUCCAAAAACAACUGUUGAUUCAAUUUGUGAUAAAAUAUCUGGAGUUUGUCAAUGCAAAACCAACUUUGAAGGACCAAACUGUGAUAAAUGUGCACAUGGAUUUCAUGGAUUUCCUUUGUGUCAACCAUGUGACUGUUCUUCUGGAGGCUCCCUUUCACAGAAUUGUGACAUCAACACUGGACAAUGUCCAUGUCGACCAAAUUAUGAAGACUUCAAAUGUCAACGCUGUAAAUCUGGCUAUUAUGGUUAUCCACAAUGUACAUCUUGUAAAUGUAAUAAUCAAGGAUCUCGUUCUCCUGACUGUAAUGCUGAGAAUGGUCAGUGCAGGUGUGCUUUACCAUAUGUUGGUAAACGUUGCGAUAGCUGUCCAUCAGGCUUCUAUGGUUUUCCAAAUUGUAAACAAUGUAAUUGUAAUCCAGCUGGAACUGGAACGCAAUCUGGCGGCAACAUCGGUGAUUGCAGUUCCAACAAUAACGGUCAAUGCAAAUGCAAACGCAAUGUGAAGGGUUUGGAAUGUUCAGAAUGUAAAGCUGGUUACUACAAUUUGCAGGAAUCAAAUCCAGAUGGAUGUUCAGGUUGUGGGUGUGAACGAAGUGGUUCUAUAAAUGGUUUACUAUCAUGCUCAGAAGGUGGACAAUGUAAAUGUCGCGAGUUUGUGAAAGGAUACAAGUGUAUAGAAUGUGAAGAAGGAUAUUUUGGUUUAAAGGAUGCAAACCUGUUUGGUUGUGCAGGUUGCCAUUGUGAUAAUGGUGGUUCUGUAGACACUAAAUGCUCUAAAAACGAUGGACAGUGCAGGUGUCGACCAAAUAUUUCAGGAAGACAAUGUGACAAAGUUGAUUGCAAGUUUUACUUUCCAACAUUACAUCACAUUCGAGCUGAAAUGGAAGAUGGCGUAACACCUGAUGGUGAUGCAGUUCGAUUUGAUUACCAAGUGCAUAAAUUUCCUGGAUACACAUGGAAAGGUUUUGUCUUCUUCAGUGAUAUUCAGCCUGCUGUUAUUGUUUCUAUUGAUAUUCCGAAAUCGUCAAAGUAUCUAAUCAUGUUUAAAUAUGUAUUGAAUCAAAUUGCUCCGGCUAAAGAGCAAGUGUCUGCAUUUAAAGGAAUCACAGACCAAAGCCGUUUAAUUGGAUUAGCAGAAUUUUUAUCAACGCAGAGAGGAGCAGGAUUUACGAGUGCGUAUACCACAGUAAAAGAAUCAAAUGGAAAAAGUUUGUAUUUUUCAUUGACAGCAGGCUCUUGGAAAAUUAAACUUGAAGUUACAAAUUCCCCGGUUUAUGUGGACCAUGUAACAGUAAUCCCUCAAGAAUAUUCUGAUGCUAAUGAACUUAAGAAGUCUGUUCAAACACCUUGUGAAGUUAAUAAACAAGAAAAGUUUUGCAAUCUGUACCAAUACGUAACACUUGACGAUUUUACGAAAGUUGAAGCAGAAAAUCCUGGAAAGACAAGACAACGUGACCCUUUGCCAUCUCUUUUUAACAAUACUGCUAUCCUAUCAAAAUUAGAUUUCAAAGCUAUGGUAUUGCUAACACCAGAGACAAGACGACUUGACAUGUAUGUCUCAGUUCCAAACCCAGGGAAAUAUGUUGCGUUGAUCCAGUAUUAUCACGAUUCAAAUGUCACAGAGUACCUUAAUGUUUAUAUGAGGAGCAGGCACGAUACCCAAACAGGAAAAGCAUGGCUGUAUAAGUGCAGAUAUACGUUUGGUUGUCGUCAAGCCAUUUUGGAGCGUAACUUUCAUGGAGUUGUAACAUUCAAUAUGGUUACUGUCAAAAAGUAUUUGUUGACGUUUGUUUUAAGAGGCAAUACGAAUGUUGGAUUAGAUUCUGUUGUUCUAAUUCCCUAUGAUCAAUGGCAUUUGGAUUAUGUAACUCCGAAGAUGUACUGCACUACUAAAGAUGGUAAAUGCACCUCGAGUGAAUACAUGAUUCCUAAAAAUAGCAAGAAAGUAAUAUCAAAUGAUGGGACAAUUGAUGCUGUACCUAGUUACAUCAUUGACCCUAAUGUAAAGGUUAAAUACUUGAGACCGGGAGUUAAUUUCCUUGAUGUGCAAGAUGUUGGAGCAGGCCGGUUUUAUGUCUUUAUACAUUAUUACCAACCAAAUCACCCAUCAUUUUUGGCAAAGACUACUUUAUAUUCUGGUUCAGAAGCUGGAAUUACUGGAGAAGUACAUUUAGCAUUCUGUCCUAACCUUAAUGGUUGUAGACAAAAAAUUAGAAGCUCCAAUGGUAUUGAUGUAUUUGUCUUUGAGAAUGUCAAAUCAAGACUUCAGCUAGAUAUUGCAGCACAACGAGACGCAUGGAUAGAGUAUCUAUUGAUUGUACCAGAGAACUCUUCAGAUGUAGCAUCUACAGCCUUGCAUACCCCCAAGCAACUGCAACUGUCAAAGGACUUCCAAGAGCAAUGUGGUUUUGAUCAUUAUUAUGUCAAGCCUGAUGCAACAGGUUUCUGUCGUGACAGUGUCUUUAGCCUAACAACAGCAUUCAAUGAGGGUGCAUUACCAUGUAAUUGUAAUUCUGAAGGUUCUAUUUCAACUUCAUGUGAAUGCACAAAAUUUGGAGGUCAAUGUCCAUGUAAGGAAAACGUGAUUGGAAGAACAUGCUCCAGAUGUAAAGUUGGUUAUUAUGGUUUUCCAAACUGCAAACCUUGCAAUUGUUCUAAUUGUGAUGAUAUUACGGGUCGUUGCACCUGUCCACCAGGAGUAAUUGGUGAAAAAUGUGAUCAAUGCAAGCCAGGCACAUUCGGGUAUGAUCCUGUUAUUGGGUGUCAGCCUUGUAAUUGCGAUAAGCAAGGAACUGGUACAGAUGAUGCUGUUUGUAAUGUCAUUACUGGUAAAUGUCCUUGUAAAGAAAACUUUACAUCUCGAAAAUGUUCAUCUUGUGCUCCUGGCUAUUAUAACUAUCCAAUAUGCAAGAAGUGUGAAUGUUUCCAAGGAGGAGUGACUUAUGAAAAAUGCAAUAGUAAAACUGGUGAAUGUUCAUGCCAGGAAGAUGCAGUCGGCGCUCAAUGUAAUGACUGUCCUGCAGGAUUUUUCAAAACAAAAGAUGUGAAGAGUACUCAACUUUGUACGAAAUGUUGGUGCCAGGGAAGAUCAACAACAUGCAAAGAAGCGCAACUGUACAGAUCUACAAUAGUUACUGCUACAGCAGGAUGGAAGGUUUCAUUGCCAAAUAUACCUUCCGCCUCCCGUAAUCCAAGUAGUUCAAACAUCGUCUACUGGAUUGCACCAACAGAAUUUUUGGGUGAUCAAUCUGCUUCUUAUGGUGGAGAGCUCUACUACUUUUUCGAGUAUACAACUAAGAGUGGUGAGACCAAUAUUCUAGAUAACAUCCCAGAUGUUUUGAUUAAGGGUGAAGAAAUAUCUAUAAAAUCCACUAAGCAAGUUUAUAAAUCACCAGAUGCAGUUCAUAGAUUUCGAAUAAGAUUGCACCAGAACUACUGGUCACUCAAGAACGGUUCAACAGUGUCACGUGAACAAAUGCUUUCUGUUCUCUCAAAAGUUAAAAGUCUUCAAGUCCGUGCCAGUCAUGAUGCGAAUGCCGGCACUUCCACUUUAUGGAAUAUAACUAUGGAUGUAGCUGUGAAACAUGGAACUGAAUUAAUAUACGGUAUUGAAAAUUGUACUUGUCCAAGUGGCUAUGCUGGACCUUCAUGCUUGCAAUGUGCUGUUGGUUUCACAAGACAAAAAGAUGGAAACUGUGGAAAAUGUGAAUGUUUUGGUAGAAGCAAUGUUUGUGAUACUGAAACUGGAGCUUGCUAUAAUUGCACUGGAAACACUUAUGGUGAUCGAUGCCAAAGUUGCAAGACUGGCUUCUAUGGUAGUAAAUGCAACCCUUGCGAAUGUCCAGGCACAAUGCCAGGUAACAAUUUUGCUGACUCAUGUGGUCUCGACGUUGUGUCUAGUCAGUUAGUAUGUCAAUGCAAGAAAGGAUAUGCUGGAAUCAAAUGUGAAAGAUGUGCGGAUGGUUAUUAUGGCCAACCCAACGUAACUGGUGGCAGUUGUAAACCUUGCUCAUGUAAUGACAAUAUUAAUACAAAUUUAACAGGCAAUUGUGAUGCAAUUACAGGCGAGUGUUUUAAAUGUAUUAUGAAUACCCAUGGGCCUAAAUGUGAGAAAUGCAAGCCUGGCUUUUAUGGCGAUGCUGUUACAAAGAAAAACUGUAAGAAUUGCAAGUGCAGUCCGUGUGGAUCAACCGUUCAAACUUGUGACAAAACUACUGGUCAGUGUAAUUGUAAAAGAAAUGUCGAGGGUUCUCAAUGCCAACGUUGCAAGCCAAACACAUGGAACUUUAAUGCUUGUCAAGGAUGCGAAGAUUGCAGUUGUAGUGCUGCUUCAGAAAGUCAACAAUGUGAUGUUAAAACAGGACAGUGCAAAUGUUUGAAGACUGUUAUGGGAAGAAAAUGUGAUUGGUGCCAAUUAGGAUAUUUUAAUUACUCCUCGGAGGGAUGCCAAAAAUGCAAGUGUGGAGGAAAUUUCUGUGAUGUAAAAACGGGAAGCUGUGAUUGUGGAAUUUUGGGAGAGAAAUGUACAUUGUGCCCGCGUGGUUAUAUUAUUGAGAAUGGAAAGUGUGUCGAAUGUGAUAAUUGUGUUCAAAAUAUUCUAAAGCGUGUCCACAGUCUAACUAAAAAUAUGACAGACAUUAAGAUAAACAUUAUUCCUGGCCCAGUUAGUAAUUCAUCCCUGCAAGAUAUUAAAGAUGACAUAAUAAGAUUGGUAAAUAAAGCGAAGAAGUAUGAAGAUGAUCUGGAAGUUUACAGAAAAGCUAUUGGAUUUGAUAAAUACAGAGGACUUUAUGGAGACAUGGGCUUUAAUGCUGUAGAAUCAUUUAGAGGUUGUGAGUUUUCAUCUUCACCUGGUGUACCGACUGCUAAGCCUACUACAACUAGACGGUCACUGUCCUCAUCGGAAACCCUAACCAUUCCUACUGAUGAUAGGACGACUACAUCUAAAGUUACAACCAAAGCAGCAGUAUCAUCUGAAGAGACAACUAGUAAUGGCUCAGAUCUAGAAACAACUAAACAAUUCACAACUCGCAUCUCCAAUGUUAAUGUAACUACUUCAACACCAACAGGCAACAGAAGCAUCACUUAUUCUACUAAUGUAGCAGUAACCAGAAAAGCCACAACCUUAUCGGGCACCUCUGUAAAAUUGACAACAAACACCUCUCCAUCAUUCCCUGACGAGGAAACCACAACUAACAACGUUAUAGAAACAACAUCAGCGACUUCAUCAUCAACAACAAGACCAGAAGUUACUACCAGUCAAAGAACUGUGGAAACAACAACCAAAUCUAUUGAACAAACUACAACUGAAAUAGUAAUUGGUCCAAUACGUCAAAGUAACGUGUCUUCAGAGGCAACUAAAGCAACAGAAAUAACUACUACAAGGGAAGAUAGCACAGCUAAUGCUGCCACAAGUACCGCUUCAAGAAUUUCAUCUGCAGGAGAUACUUCAACCAAUAAAAAUCUGGAAACGACGACUGCAGAAUUUACAACUAGUGCAUCUGAAUUUACAACAACUGCAGCUGUAUCAGUAUCAAAUGAGGUUACAUCAACAAAGGGUAUUACGACAUCACGAUUAGAUAUAUCUACAACUAUCACAGAAGGUGGAACAACGACACCAGAGACAAAUGCAUUAGCAUCAUCAACUGACAGAGAAUCUACUACCGCCGAAGAUUUAGAAACGACAGCAGAUCAAGAGACAACAACACCAGCUGCUCCAUUAUCAACUACCCCUUUUGAAUCAAGUACGCCAGAUUUUAAUUCAACUUCAGGUUUAAAUUAUACCUCUACUUCUGAGGUUAUCUCUACAAGUAAUGUUUCGCCCACUUCAUCCUCGUUUGAUAGUGAAACAACAACAAACACAGUUUCACAAACAACGCCAUUCCCUGAAUCCGCCACAACAACAACAGCAGAAUUAGGUACAACUGAAGCAACUGUAAAGGAAAGAACAACAACACUGGCAAGUAAUCAAGACACAACAAAGGAUAUCGGUGAAGAGACCACAACCGAAGCUGUUAUUGACCCAUUGCAAGCCGAGACAACGACAGCCAAACGUCUACGUAAAAGAAGAGGUGUUGGUGCCCCAACUGCUAAGCGUUGUGGAGCAUCCUUGGCAACUGUGUUGGAUGACAGUGAAUUGAAAUUUAAUGCUGUGCAAGAAAAAGUAAAUAAACUUGAAGCAAAUGCUUACCAAUCUUCCCGAAAUGCAACUGAAACAAAAGAAAGAGCCGAAGAACUGCUCAAAUCUAUCGAGAAAUUAGUGACAGAUAUUAUUGAAAGAAAGAUUGCAUUUAAUAACAACACUGGAACCAAUGUAUCUCUCAUCGAAGCUGAAAAGAUUUUAAAAGAAUUACGAGAGAGGAACUUUACAACUGCACUGGUUAAUGCUACUGAAGAAAAAGGACUUGCAUUGAAUGCUUCAGCUGUCUCUAAAGAGAUGCUAAAACAAGCUAAACAUGUGGAAGAAAGAGCUGUUAACUUUAACAACAGUCUUAAAGAUUUUGUCCAAGCAUUUAGAAAUGUAAAAGCGUUAGGAAGAAUAGUUAACGCUAAUGCAGACAAUGCGACUGAUAUUGUUGGUAUGGCAAAGACUAUUGAUUAUGAGUUCCUCGUAAAAGAAGCCACAAAUAUAUACAAACAAAAUAAUAUUACAUUAAAGAAUGCUGGGAAUGUUCUGAAAAUCGCUGAAGAUAUUUUUAACGUUGGGAAACAAGCAUUUGAUAUACUGAACAACAAAUAUGGACCAAUGGCUAGCCUAUUAGAAGAACUUCGUGAAUAUGUAGCUAGUUUAAGAAGAGAAUUGAAGAUGACUGAAAAACCAGUCAAUGAUUCUGUUGUUCACGCGGUAAAUCUUCGUGAUCUUGCAGAGCAAUUAAAAGAGCUUCUCCAAGACACCAAAAAGUUUGCAGAGGCUGCGAUUCGUGCAGCGAAAGUUUACAGUGAAAUUGUAGAUGCGAUCUACGAGGCACUUGCAGCAGCUAAAAUGGCGAAAAAUACUUCUAUUGAAGCUGAUUUAAUGGCAAACACUACGAAAGCACAUGCACUCAACACUAAAAGAAAGGGCAAUGAAGUAAACAAAAAGACUGAUAAACUAGUGAAGAGCAUUAAAGAAACGCUAACAUAUUCACUGGAGGGUGUGAAAAAACGCUCAAACGAAUUAAGAGGUCUGCGUGAGAUUAUUCAAGGACGUAUUGGUAUUGUGAACGACGGUCUUCUGAAAUUUAACAAAGAAAAAGAUGUGGGCGAGAAAGCGAAAAAUGUGUCUGCCAAAGCUGAGGUAGCUGCAGUUGCCGCAAAUGCGGGUCAAGAAUUUAACAAGAGAGUUCAGGAACAGCUGGAAAAAGAUAAGCAAAUUAUGGAGAAGUUGAGGACCGAUAUUAAAAAUGAGAACAAGUUCAUUAAAGGCGUUGAAAGUAACAUAACAGCGAUAGAAAAAGGAGUUCUGACAUUAAACACUACAAUUCAAGCUCUGCACAAGAAGCAUGCCGACAUUGAAGAAACCAUGAAGGUUCGUUACAAUGAUGGAAUCAAACUGAUCAAAUUUCUUUUAAGUAACUCCCUUAAUCUUGUCGAUCACAUCAAGCUCACCAUGCACAUCAACAAAUCUUCUGAACUGAUCCUACCAACACCCGAAGAAGCCUACGAUUCGUCCAUUUCUAACGAAAUAUCAAUCAUAUUUACUACCAACGAUAGUGGCCCUCUGCUGUUUAUUGGGAACAGUGAUAGUUCCAGCAGACAAAAACGAGCUACUAGCAACGAUGAUAAUGGCUUUCUGUCUUUGGAAGUGUUUAAUCAUAAUGUUGUGUUCAGAGUUAAAUUUAACUCUGGUCCCGUCGUGAAAUUAGUAAAUCCACUGCAUAUUAGCUAUUCAGCUAAAUUUAAGGAUUAUUACAAAGUUGUGGCGAGAAGGACGUUUGGUUAUAUACAUCUGACUGUUUCUAAACUUGAUCAGAACGCUUUAGAAGUAAACGUCACCACAGCAGAAGUGAAUUCCACUGCUGUGUCACCACUAUUGAAUCUUGGUCAAAACAUCCACUUUCUGAUGGGUUCUAUGCCAUUAGGAAGGCAGUUGCCUUCUUCCGCGUUUGAGUCCGGACGUGUGUUCAAUGGUGGUUUGGAUGACUUCUUAUUUAAUGGAAGAGUUAUAGGAUUGUGGCGUUGGAAGCAUGCGAAGCAUAUUGAUGGUCUUGCUGGAAGAGCGAGACCUGCACCAACGGGAGAGUAUUGUUUUAACGGCAACGGUUUUCUGAUGGGUUAUAAAAGAAGUGACAAAAUGGGAGCUUCCAAGAUAUUACUGUCCUUUGUCACGCUUGAACCAGAUGGUUUGCUCUUUCUUGGUGUGAACGCGCCUACCACCAAUCCGGAUGGUACUUCUGCUUCAAAAUCAAAAUUAUUCUAUGCUCUCCAAAUGCGAGACGGAUACCUUGUCAGUACCUUCGACUUUGGCAAUGGAUUUCAAGAAAUUAUUCAUGACAACAAUCAGGGCAAGGUGGAUGAUGGUCAAACGCAUACCUUCAAAACAAAAAAAUGGGCAAAUGGUUUGUUGAGUAUUUAUAUCGACCUAGUUGAAAAAGCCAGGAAGGCAACAGCAAAAGAUAGUAUCACAUAUCCCAAAGAAUUUAAAGAACUUGAAUUCAACCGAUUUUAUGUUGGUGGUGUACCACUCGAUGGCUACGUGCCUCACGAAAACAUCACUACAAAAGGUUUCAUCGGAUGUAUUGGUAGUUUGACCCUUAUGAAGAUUCGAAACAUCAAAUAUUUCGACAAUGGAAACAAUUACAAGGAGGGAUUUGAAUUGGACGGUCAUACGGCAUCCUUCCCUUCAGCUUCUUCUUAUAUGGACGUUCCUGCAUGUAGCUUGGAACCAGGAGCUACUUUCGGGUUUGCUUUCCAAACUUACCAAAAAGAUGGUGUCUUAGUUCAUGCAAGUGGCAAGGAUGCUGCGGUGGAUAUGAUGUUGUUUGAUAGUCAACUUAAAGUAGAAGUUGUCGUAAGCGGAUCUACUUUUAAAUUGAUUAGUAAUGUAGCAGGUGGACUGUCAGAUGGCAAGUGGCAUGCUGUCUCUCUGCAUCUAGAAGAUGUUAGCGCUUUACUCUAUCUUGGCAUUGAUAAGGAAUAUAUAAAUUCAACGUCGAUACUUCCUGCGCCAGGGAAGGUUAUUGUUGCAGGUAAGAUGAGCCUUGGUGGAGGGGCGAAUAAGAUGAGUUUUAUUGGAAAUAUGCGCCAUGUCCAUUGUGAAAAUCGUGAGAUUAACUUGAUAACAGCAAAGCGUUUUAACGGUGCAAAGUUUGGUCUUUCCAGAUCAGUCCCACCAAUUGCGUUAGUUCCCCCGCCAGUAGUAACGUCCCAACCUCAAACAUUGUCUAUUAAAACUAUGUCAAAAGCAUCGUCUGUCGAGGGUAUAAGUACCUUGGUUUUCACUACGGCCUUAACACCAACAAAAGUUAUUGUACAGACAGAUAUGGCGACGACUGUGAUAGGAGACAGCACAGUCAAAACAACCCAGAAAACUCAGCAAGCUUCUACCGUUUCCCACACAACUACAGAAAUGAAAAUUACAGAAAAAUUCUCUACUAGCUAUUCAACCCUCGCUAAAGAUUCAACUAGCACCAGACAGCCCACGACAACAAUACCGGUUGUCACCACAGACGCAGCAACCCCCUCGGAAUCAACAACAGUUGCUGAGACGACGACAUCUGCAGGAACCAGAGCUGAAGAAACCACCACCACCAUUCCUACCACCACUACCAUUCCUACCACGACGGAAGCAGCAACCACCACCUCAACCACAACUAAAGGAACAACCAUAAUCGAGACCACUACCACCAUUCCACCCACGACUAUAACCACCACUUCAUCAACCACGGCAGCCAAAACCGCACCCACACCAUCUUGUAAAGGAAACAUUCCAACCCCAAUGAAAGAUGCGAUUGGAUUUGGCUUUGGUGAAGGUGGAGAAAGCUAUAUAGAGUUUGGCAUCAAAGCAGGGUCACUAGCACAAAAGUCGCAAUUUGAAUUUUUCUUCUACACUUUGGAACCGAAUGGCUUAUUGUUUACUGUUAAUAUGAAAACACAAUAUGAUUAUGAGGCUGUCUAUCUAAACAACGGCAAGAUAACGUAUUUAUUCAAUGCCGGUGGCGGCUCCAAGCCUAUAACAAGUUCAGCAACAUAUAAUGAUGGCAAAUGGCACAAAGUAUCGACAGGACGGUUAAAAACUGCAGGUCAUCUAACCAUCGACGACGGUUCUGUAUUAAAAGCCACAUCUCCUGGAACACUAUCAAAUGUUGAUAAAAUCACAAAAGUAUUCUUCGGAGGUUAUCCAUUGGGGGAGAUUGUACCUGAUAUAAUUCCAAAAUCCAGUUUAGUUGCAUUGAAGGGUGGUAUGAAAGGAUUUAAAUUGUUUGAUGAAGCUCUCUCACCAGCUGCAACUGAGGGAAUAACAUCUGGCUAUGAUGGUUUGGCGGUAACUAACGCAAUAUCAGUUGGAGAGAUGGGUGGCUACCUUGUGAAAAACACGACUAAAGUCGGAUUUAGAAUGAAAUUAUCCCUAAAGGUUAGAUCACGUGACAAGAAAGGAUAUCUCUUUUACUCCCACGGUGGAGGUGAUUGGUUAUUACUACGCAUCAAUGAUGAUGGAAACUUAUUUGCGGAGUGCAACAAUGGAGGUGGAGCUUUCAGUGUGGAAGUCAAACCACCAACUUCCAUCUGCGAUGGAGAGUUCCACAGUAUACUGCUUGUGAAGGAAGAAAAAACGCUAACGUUAAGUGUUGACGGUGCAACGAACAUUUACACAACACAGAAAUCCUCCUCCUCAGCUGAUACAAGCUCAUUAUUGUAUUUUGGUGGUGUACCAGACAAGAAGAAACCAAACAGCUAUGAAAACUUCUCUGGUUGCAUUUCCGAGGUUAAAGUAAACGACAAACUUGUAGAUUUCUCAACCGGUGCGACCGUCCAAGGUGCGUCUAUGCGUGGAUGUGCAAAUGAGAAAUAAUAGUUUUACAUUUUUUUAGUAUAAUAUAUAUGAAAAAUCUAAUUAGUUUAUAUGAGUUAGUUUUCAUUUUUAUUUUGUGACAACCUUCAUUCCCAGAAAAAAAGUAUUACACGAUUUCGACCUUACACACAGUUUUGUUUCUCGGAUUCUAUAAGGAGAUCUGUUUAAAGGUAAAAUUUUCAGUUCACUGUAGCAAAGUAUUGUGUUUUGAUUUUGCACAAGAAAGUAUUUUCAACAAUUCAUACAUCACCGAAUAAUUUCGUGAAAAUUAUAUUGUCGAUUUGGACGACGUGGAAUUUUUGUAAGGCUUUAUUUUUAAUUUGUUAAAAAUAUUUUUAGUUAUGCACUAUUAAAUUAAUUAUAUGUAGCUUUUUAUUAAAAUAUGUUUUUUAUUUAUUCUUUCAUUAUCAGUCUUAAAUUUUCUUCAUAAGGACAGAAUUUCAUUCCCUGCAUGUGCCGGCCUUUAAUCCUAUUAGCACCGGUCGAAGACGGGAGGGGGGAGGUGGAACUGGAUAGUGGGAGAAAACGUAUUUAUUAUUGUUAACGACUUUUUGGUGGGGGAGUGGGAACUUACUGCAAGAAGCUAUCGACGUAAAUGGUUCUGAAACCACCAAUUUGAGCCUUAUGUGUACUUUACGAAACAGGUUCAACACAUACUUUUGUAUAAUACAAGUUACGUUGUCGUAACUCAAAAGCAAAAAGUAAAUUCAGAUAACGUUUGGUCAGCAUACAAUUGAGUGCUAAAAUUUUGUGACUUUUGUAGGGCUUGUAAUAAAGAAAAGGGUGUUGGCAAUGAUUCAACACAUCGUAAUCAUAAAAAAUAUGUAGUGUACAACUUUAUAAAACUGACUGGAAUAAACGAGGUUAUAUAUUGGCUGUCUCACUUAUCCCUCUGUUAGUUGAAGUAUGUUAAAUCGUUGAAUGACAGAAGUGAUGCUAACAGUAUGGUAAUGACAAUGGUACUCUAUACGACUGAACAAUUUAACUUCCUGUGCUGUCACUUAACAAUCGUGUAGGAAUGCUUCAGAAUUUUU
Hydractinia symbiolongicarpus is the source of this 14665-nucleotide messenger RNA. Its product is annotated as laminin subunit alpha-like. NCBI's taxonomy places the organism in Eukaryota, Metazoa, Cnidaria, Hydrozoa, Anthoathecata, Hydractiniidae. The record is from RefSeq and is a predicted model, not a curated record. Bases 1014 to 13631 code for a protein of 4205 amino acids. The transcript has 53 exons. Gene Ontology annotation, molecular function: protein binding.